This is a messenger RNA of Solenopsis invicta (red fire ant), 2005 nucleotides long. RefSeq names its product ELMO domain-containing protein 2. The transcript has a single exon. The record is from RefSeq and is a predicted model, not a curated record. Lineage: Eukaryota; Metazoa; Arthropoda; Insecta; Hymenoptera; Formicidae. The coding region runs from base 296 to 1234 and encodes 312 amino acids. Gene Ontology annotation, molecular function: GTPase activator activity.
UGUUCUAUAAGUUAUAUUGCGUGCGCUUUUGGAAUUUGGAUUCGGAGGUGUCGAAGGUGAAACGUGAAACGCUCGCGAGAGAAAGAGAGAGAAACUGAUAUUGACGAGGUUAACCGAGUCUUUGCCAGGAUUAUAUGCAUUUGCAUAGCGCUAUUUACAUAGCAAGAUGAAAACGAAUCGUCAGGAUGAGGUGACGAUUACUUCGGUGCAGGUUAACGUAGUGACAACACGACGCUUUUAGAGGGACGCUUUUGACAGACGAUCGUUGCAACUCUCGGUCGGGCACUGGGCAGGCAUGUUCAAGUACUUCUGGGCUCUGGUGUGCUGGUAUUUCAGGCCCUUGAUAAAAUGGUUCUUGCGCCACACCACGCAGAUGUGCGAGCUGCAGAGGAUCUGCUACGGACAGCCGUCCGGAGCACCGCGCUCCUUCGCCGUCGAGGAGGCCCUUGGGCAGUCGCGUAACACGAAUAUCAGAACCCUCGUCGCGUACCUGAAUAACGUCGCCGAUCAUCGCGGCAUCACGACGAAAACGGAGCGCAAGAUUCUGGAGGACGCCAUCAGGACGGUGCUGGUGACCAAAAAGAUUAAUCCUACGGCACAUCCGGACUUCGCCAAGUCGUUUGGUAAAUGCGUCGAGUUGAUCUGGGGCUACCGCCAGCUCUGCGUAGAGUGCGAGGAGCUCAGGAAGACAUCGUAUAGCGCAGAUAAUCCGGACCAUGAGCAGAAGCUGCUGAAGCUGUGGAACCUACUGAUGCCAUACGAGCCUCUGGAUGCGAGGGUGACCAAGCAGUGGCAGGAAAUUGGUUUCCAAGGGGACGAUCCUAAGACAGACUUUCGCGGGAUGGGAAUCCUGGGACUGGAGAAUCUCAUUUAUUUUGCUCAAGAGUAUCCUAGCAUGGCCACGCAUGUAUUGUCACACUCACAUCACCCACGUUAUGGUUAUGCAUUUGCUAUAGUUGGUAUAAAUCUCACAAGCAUGGCUCUGAAACUGUUGAGGGAUGGCAGUGCUAAAACUCAUAUAUAUAAUUCCUCUAAGACUCUGCCGACGGUUCGUGCCUUUCAUCAGUUUUACUGUUAUCUGUUUUAUGAAUUUGAUGGGUUUUGGAUUGAGUCCAAGCCUAGUAAUAUGAUGGAGUUCUCGUCGAUACAGGAAAAGUUUGAGAACAGUAUCAGAAUGGCAUUAGCUAAUCCAUCUACUGUUUUUAGGAUAAAUGUAGCAGUUGACAAUAUUUAAUGCAAAUUGCCUUUUAUUUGUAAGAAACAAGACCAAAAUGGCUAUAUAGGGAAAAAGUACAAUUUUUAGAGUAGCAUACGUGGCAUUUUUUUUUUUUUUGUUAUAUAUUUUCACAAUGUUGGCAUUGUUGUGAUAUUAAAAUGGCAUUUAAGUAAAUAAUUUUUUUUAAAUAAUAUAAUUAAUAUCUUGAUGUGUAUUUUAAUAUAAAUUUAAUUGUAAUUUUAAUAGAUAGCUAUAUGUUUAGCUGUUUCCUUCAAUUUAUGCAAGUUUAUAUGUGUAAGGUACAAAAGCUUGUGAUGCAUUAAGUUGCAUAACAAAAUUAGAGCUACUGUGCUUAAUACAUAGUUUAUAUUGAUUUAAAUAAUUUUAUUAGUUGAAAUUUUCGAAUAUUGUCAACAGCAAUUUUGCAUUACAUUAAUAAAGUUUAAGCUUAAAAAUAGAUUUGCCAUUGAAUAGCUUGAUAAACAAUUUUAUAAGCAUUAUCACAAUAAUGUGCCUCAUGCCUUAUUCAUUAAUAAUUCAAAGCAUUUUCAGUAUUAUAAAGCCUGAAGAACAGAUUUUGUGCUAAAUAAAUUAUUGUAUCAGGAAGAACAGUAUUGAUUUUAUAAAAUUAACUCAUAAUAUUUGAAUCUAUUAUAUGUAUACGCGCGAAUUGUAUGUAGGUAAUGUUCUGAAGAUUAUUUUCAGACAAUUAUGAAAGUAUAAAUUGUUAAAUGUGUUUGACAUUGAAGAACAGUGAUUCUUCAAUAAAAUUUAAAUUGUUAUUGCACA